GUUUCACAACAAAUCCCUUAACAAUUAACACCCCCGGACAUGGGCCUAGUUUCAUCCCGCUCUUCUAUAUCGCAAUGAAGGUCGCUAGAGGAUUUGUAUUUCUCUCAUGCGUCACUAUCCAUUUUCUUUUCCCAAGUAUCUUGUUGUUCACAGACCCAAGCAUUGCCAUCAGAAUUCCGGAUCGGAACUUCGAGUCUCUACCGGAUCCGUCCAGUCGCCACCUCAAAACAGCAGUCUUUGCUCUCGGAAGUUUCUGGAGGUCUGAGGCGGUGUUUGGUUGCGUAGAAGGUGUCGUCAGAACCACUGCGGGUUACGCCGGAGGAUCCAAAACCAACCCCGAGUACCGCAACUUAGGCGACCACGCGGAGGCUGUGCAGAUAGAAUAUGAUCCUACAACAGUUAGUUUUAGAGAGCUGUUGGAGGUGUUCUGGUCUGGUCAUGAUUCAAGACAAGUGUUUGGGCAAGGUCCUGAUGUGGGUAACCAGUACAGCAGAUCUAUUAUAUUUACAAACGGAGCUGAGGAGAUGAGAUUGGCUGGGGUCAGCAAAGAGCGAGAGCAAUCAAGGUCUAAAAGCAGCAUUGUUACCACUCAAAUUCAACAGCUAGAAUCGUUUCACCCUGCUGAGCCUGAACAUCAGAGAUUUGAACUGAAACGAAAUUCAUUCCUUCUUCAGUUGAUUGGGAACAUGGGUGAGGAAGAGCUUGAAAGAUCAACAUUGGCAACAAAACUGAAUGGCUAUGCCGCAGAACUUUGUCCACCACGGAUCCAAAGGCGGAUUGAUGCAAAAAUUAAUGAUAUCAUAAAAAAGGGAUGGCCCGUUUUGAAAGACAUGUAGUUCACAGACAUUGACCCCGGGACUUGUCUUGGUAGACUUUAAUUUAUGGUGUCUUUGAAUGUUUAAAACCUAAACAAGUUCUGUGUAUCACUACAUCAACCUGUUAUCCUGUCAUUAGAUCUGUAGGAUUGAUGUUCUAAUUUCUUAUAGAUAUGUUCAGAUUGUUUGACAUUUUAUGUGAUCUGAGUAAAUAAAUAAUCCCCCUCUUCCUAAAGCACAUUUUUUUAUUUGUA
Molecule: messenger RNA, 1069 nt
Organism: Cuscuta epithymum
Lineage: Eukaryota; Viridiplantae; Streptophyta; Magnoliopsida; Solanales; Convolvulaceae
Source: the annotation of a GenBank genome assembly